Molecule: messenger RNA, 648 nt
Organism: Dermatophagoides pteronyssinus (European house dust mite)
Lineage: Eukaryota; Metazoa; Arthropoda; Arachnida; Sarcoptiformes; Pyroglyphidae
Product: DNA-directed RNA polymerase I subunit rpa1-like
Source: RefSeq, a predicted model, not a curated record
CAGUGGCUCGAGAAAAAGUCCGGCGUGAUUCGGCAGAAGAUGAUGGGCAAGCGCGUGAACUACGCGGCGCGCACGAUCAUCGCGCCCGACUGCAUGCUCGACACGAAUGAAGUCGGCGUGCCCGCGGAGUUCGCGCGCAAGCUGACGAUCCCGAUGCCCGUCAACCAGUACAACCUCGCGCGCGCGGAGCAGUUGGUGCGCAACGGCGCGGAACGCUACCCCGGCUGCGCGGGCUACCAAGACCUGCAGGGCCGCAGAGUUGACUUCAGCCAGGUCGCGCGGUUCGCGCAGGGACUCAGCAGCAAGAACCACGUACUGUUCCGGCACGUCGUGGACGGCGACGUGGUGCUGAUGAACCGGCAGCCCUCGCUGCACCGGCCGUCGAUCCUGGCGCACUACGUGCGCGUGCUGGGCAGCGAGCGCGCGUUCCGGCUGCACUACGCGAAUUGCAGCUCGUACAACGCUGACUUCGACGGCGACGAAAUGAAUCUGCACUGUUUGCAGGACUGCCUCGCGCAGAGCGAGGCGCGCGAGCUGCUCAACGCAGAUUGCCACUACGCCGUCCCGAAGAACGGCGAGCCGCUACGCGGGCUCAUCCAGGACCACGUGGUCGCCGGCAAUCUGCUGACGGUGCGCGAUACAUUUUGA